Molecule: messenger RNA, 5771 nt
Organism: Uranotaenia lowii
Lineage: Eukaryota; Metazoa; Arthropoda; Insecta; Diptera; Culicidae
Gene: ENGase
Product: cytosolic endo-beta-N-acetylglucosaminidase
Exons: 3
Coding region: 293-2014 (573 amino acids)
Biological process (GO): protein deglycosylation
Cellular component (GO): cytoplasm
Molecular function (GO): mannosyl-glycoprotein endo-beta-N-acetylglucosaminidase activity
Source: RefSeq, a predicted model, not a curated record
AAAGUUCCUUAGAAAAACUGCGUAAUCUACGAACAGUCCUCGAGAUUGCACUUGCAAUAUGUAACUGCAAUUCUGAUUCACAUAGAACAUUGUCAGAUUUUGAUCCCAGACUGAGUGCAUAUCACAACUUGUUCUUGGCUAUCACAUUUUCAGUUGACCCAGUCCCACGAUCGAGAACGGAUCGUUCCUCGUUUUUUCCUUCACAAAACUCUUCGAACAUUCUAACUGAUAACGUGUACCUACAUUCUUUUUCUCUUUUUUUCUGUUGGGGUGUGGCCCUUAUUCCAAACUCAUGGCGCAUCGUCACAAAUCAGAGUGUCAGCCGAUCCACACGAUCCAGGACCUCUUGAAGUUCGACAGGGGCACGGUGAGUUGGCGCAACCUGGUGCUUCCGGUAACGCCUAGAUCCCGAUCCAGAUAUUUGGGCGAGCGCUACCAGCAGAUCGAUUUCAACUCCGGGAUCAUCGACUUCGUGGACGAUCGAACGAGACCACAGGUGCUGCUUUGUCAUGAUUUUAAAGGGAACUAUCUGGCUGAUCGGUUCAUCAACGGGACGACCGGGGAGCAGUGGGUUGACUAUCGGUUCUACAACUGGGCCGCCAUCGAUGUGUUCUGUUACUUUAGCCAUAACUUUGUGACCAUUCCGACGCUGCAGUGGCUGAACUGUGCCCACAAAAAUGGAGUUCGGGUUAUUGGGACCUUGAUUAUCGAGGGCGGCAACUCGGGGCUGCUGAAAGAUAUCCUGCAGUCGGAGGAGUUCUACCGGAAGGUGGCCGACGCGCUGGUCCAGGUCGCCAAGAUUUGCCAGUUUGAGGGAUGGCUGCUAAACAUCGAGACCACCUUGGACGGGGACAAGAUCCCGAUGUUGAAGGAUUUUGUAGCCUACCUGACGAAAAAAUCACACGAACAGAUCCCGGACAGUCAAAUCAUCUGGUACGACGCUAUCACCGAGAAAGGUCUCCUGAACUGGCAAAAUGAGCUGAACGCCCAGAACCAGGGCUUUUUUGCGGCCUGUGACGGGAUAUUCCUGAACUACACCUGGAACCGUCAGCUUCUGGAACGGACGGAAAACUUCAUUGCCAACUAUUUCCCGCAACGCAAGCUGGACGUUUACGUGGGCAUCGACGUGUUUGGACGGGGUCAGAAAGCCAAACUGGAUACCAACCAAACGCUGGGUAUCGUCAUGGAGCACAAGUUUUCGGUAGCCAUCUUCGCUCCCGGGUGGACUUUCGAAUCGCUGGAAGAAUCCAUGAGACGUGAUCAACUCGAUCCAGAUGCAUGCAAUGUUCGGUUCCUGAAGCUGAACGAUCGGUUCUGGAAUUUGCUGUGGAGAUACUUUUUUGUGCGAGGACCGGAACAGCUACCCUUCUAUACGUCGUUUUGUUUGGGGUCUGGAAAGUUAAGGAAACGGCUGGGUAAACUUAAGGAUCAAUCGUGGUUCAACCUGUCCCGGCAAGGAUUCCAACCGACGGUUCCCUACACGCCACCAAAGGAGUUCGAUCGGGAUCACCAUGGGCCAAACUACUGGACCCACAGCUUCGACACGGCGCUCGACGGUGGAUCCUGUCUGAAGCUACAGGAACCGCAUCCAGACUGUCGGUUGUUUGCCUGUAAUUUCCCAUGUGCCGGGGACCUGGUGGUGGCGUACGCAUUUCAACGAAGUAACGAAAACGUCGACGUCGAGUUGCUACUGAAAGCUUACAGCAUUCGUUACCACGAUUCGUUGAAGGUUGUCUGUGGUUCGGAGCAGUGCCACGUUAGCGAUCGAAACAACGAAAUGAAGGCUUUGCCGUUGGAUUCGAAGGACUUCGAAGUGCUGUCGGAUCUGAAGGUGGAACUGAAAUUGCCAGCCAUGGCCAGCAUCAACGAGUGGGAAAUAAGUCCUGGAAUCCUGAUUUUCAUCAAUAUGUUUACAGCUGAUCUCGCAAUACUCUCCAAACUUUCACCCAUAUGUUUCAGCUAUUCUGUCGACUUGUUGUUUGUUAUUUCAAACUGUUCUUUCAACCCACAUUAGAGCCGUUUCAAGCGGUCCUCCCAUGUCCCAACCAACAUUAAAUGAACCAAGGUUUUUUAACGGCUUUUUACAUUGUUUUUGGCUAUUAGAAAGAUUUUUAAGGCGGCGUGAGAUCUGUAACUCCUAGGUGCUUGAUUGUUUCAAUCCUUUCGAGGGAAUGGUUGCUCAUAAAGUAAUCAUAACGAAGUAAGUUGCGUGAUCUUGAGAAACUCACUAUUUUACAUUUUUCAACAUUCAUUAGCAUACCGUUUGUCAUGCACCAUCUCGUAACAGCGUUCAGAUCAUUCUGUAGUAAAAUAUAGUCUAGCGGUGACGUAAUUGACCGAAAAAGUUUCAAAUCAUCUGCGUAGAAUAGUUUAUAUAAAGUCAUUCGAUCGCACAAAUCGUUCACGAAAAGAAUGAAUAGUAACGGUCCAAGAUGACUACCUUGUGGUACACCAGACGGUAUUUCAAAAUUCGAAGAGCAGUAGGAGUUCACUCUGACAUAUGCUGUGCGGGAGUUUAAGUACGACGCAAACCAAGUUGUAAUCCAUUCAGGUAGUCCCAACCGUCGGAGUUUCUCUUGGCUUUAGAGAAAUCAAUGUAUACAACAUCUACCUGCUGACGUUUCUCGAUUUUUGGCAUCAAAAAAUUAGUAAAUGUCAUCAGGUUCGAGGUAGUUGAUCGUUUUUUCAUGAAACCGUGCUGGGCGUCCCUAAUCAAUUGUUUCACGGACGGGUAAACAGCAUCGUAUACUAAGGUCUCGAACACUUUCGCCAAACAGCUAAGAAUAGAAAUAGGACGAUAAUUUUCGACACUAUGAGUGCUUCCGUUCUUAUAAACCGGCGUAAUCGACGCCGUUUCCCACACUUGUGGGAACAUUCCAGAGGACAGAGAUAAGUUAAAAAAAAUUGUAAGAGGAAUCGCUAUGGCAGCUGCGCAGUUUUUUUACAAACAACGGGGGCAGAUUGUCAGGUCCAGGUCCUUUUGAAGCGUUCACUGCGAUCAAUGCAUCAUAGACUUCAGUGACAGAUAGUCUAAGAUUAGGAAUAUUUAGUUAUAUGGCGUAAAAAUGCAGAGGGUAGAUUCGAGGGUAAUUCGUUUUCAUUUUGGAAGACUGAUUGGAAAAAGUCGGCGAACAGAUUAGCACAAUCCUCGAAUGAUUCCGCAGUCCUGCCAGAGUAAGCGAUAUCAGCUGGGAUCCUCCUCGAAUUUUUUCGGCCUCGAACAAACGACCAAAAAGCGGCGGGAUUGGAUUUCAAUUCGUUUUGAGUGCGACUUAUAUACUCACAAAAAUGGAAUUCCUGGGCACGCUCGUACUCCUUUUCCACGUCCAAAAGGAUGGAUUUGUGCACGCUAGAUUUCGUAUGGAAGAAACGUUUACGUGCUUUCCGUAGGCGGUUACUGGCAGCCAUCACGUCCAAGGUAGCGUAUAUACUGUCGUAGAAAAAGGAAAUAGAAUCGUCGAUAUUCGAACAAGCUUGCAGUGUCGUCCAGUCUAUUGUUUCUAGAGCAGUGGUUAAAGCAUCGAAGUCACAGUGACGGAAGUCGUAUUGUUGUAAUUCAACACAUUCCGAUGAGCUGAAUGCAUAGCCAUUGUCAAAUUUUAAAAUAAACGGUGUAUGGUGCGAGUCAAUUCUUAAAAGAGCUGAUGGUGGAUUAAAGACGUCGAACGAGCAUAUGUCACUGACGAAAGCGAGAUCAAGUAGUUUGCCAUUAGCGUUACAGUUGUCGUUCAAUUGCAUUAAUCCAGAACCGAAAAUUUUUUCAGCUAGAACGCAUUCGGAUUCAGUUGAUGCGUUGUUCGGGAUGAGAGCGUCUACAUCUUCAUCGAAGGUCCAUAUGAGGUUCGGUAGAUUGUAGUCACCCAAUACCAGAAUGGAAUCCUCACUUCAAGCUUUAUCGAGUAUUUGUUGAAUGGCUUUGGCGUGUAGAUCGUAGAGGACAGGAUCACUAUUGGGACGCAGAUACACAACACACACAAAUAGCACCUGACGACCAAGUACGAUACGGACGACGACUUGUUCCAGUCUGUUGCAGUUGACUAGGUUGACGGAUUUGCAGACAAUUUCAUGUUUCACGGCUAUGAGGACUCCACCACCACGGCUCAGGCUGCUGGUUUCAGGAUUACGGUCGCAUCUAAAUACAGUAUAGUUGGAGGCAAAUUCGGCAUUGUUGAUGUUGGGGUGAAACCAGGUUUCGAUCAAAACAACUAUGUCAUAGUCGCACCGUUGUAGAGCGGAUUCCACGAACGUUUUGAUAGUAAAUCAGGAAUUCGCGUUGUUUGGCGUGAAUGCGCUGUUUGCUGUUCGGUUGAGUUGGCAGGAAAUCGGAUUGUAAAUUAGGCUGCUCAGCAGAGGUCAUCGCACAAUCUUAUUAUCAUAUCCGAUUUAUACCGACUUUAAUUAAUAGUUUUAACGAUCUUUUACUUAUUUGGUAGGAAUUGCGAUUCGCAUUAACAUUAUUAGCGACUUAUUCUAUCAUUUAUAAUACGAUUUCAUAUCUGGUCGGUUCCAUUGCUCUCUUGACUUAUUGAUUUUUUUUCUACUUUAAGUUGUCCUCUCUACACAAGUUUUCUUUAUUUUUUAGUAUUUUUUUCUAGUGCAUUCGAAAUUUCUGCGAAAAUGUUGUAGCUGUCGUUUUAAGUAGCUGUUUUUCUCUACAUUACAUUACACUGAGUUCAAUCCAGUUGUGGUGACUCUCACGAAUGUGUUUAAGCUGUCCCCUCACGCCACUUGAAAUGCUUAAAAAUGUUUUCUAGCAGGUCUCUCAGUUCGCUGUUUUUUCAAUUUUGAGCUUCAUCUCCAACUCACUUUUUAGUUGUCUCUAGCUGUUCUCUCAACUCAACCGAAUCGAAUUCUUUGGAAUGUCUUUCAGCUGUCCUCUCAACCCACUUAAAAUGCUCAAACAUAUUUUUCCUCUCAUUGUUCCAGUCAGCUUUUAUCUUGAUUCACAAUUUUUCUCAAUUCAUAGCUGUUCUCUCAAUCCUCUAACAUAUUUGUGUCAGCAGCUUUCAACUCACUUCUCACAUGACAAAAAUGUGAAAAAUAUAAGACAAAAAUGAAAUAUAAUGCCUACAAAAAAAUAACGUAUGUCUUAUACGUAUGUUUGCCACGAUAAAAUUGACAAAUAUGACAAAUUAUGUUUGGCAAUAUUUUGUCCUUCUUUUUAGUUUUGGUUUAAAUUUAUCAUUUUUGUUUUCCUUAUUAACAUGUUUAUCAAUUCUCACGAAUGUAUUAAAAUUAAAGUGUUAACAAUUAUUAUUUUCUAGAUUUUAUCUCGAUUCGCAAUUUUUUUCUCUCUUGUUUAAGCUUUCAUCUCAACUCACGUUUUAGUUAUUUCAAGCUGUCCUCUCAACCCACUUGAAAUUCUCUGGAAUGUAUUUCAGCUGCCCUCUCAAAAAUCUGUCUUGAAAAGCUUAAAAAAAUCUAGCUGUUCUCUGGAUUUAUUGUUUUUCUCUUUUAUAAUCUGUCAGCAGUCCAAAACUUUCCUCUCAAGCCUUUUAUAAAUCUUACUUAUGUAUGUGUCAGAUGUUCUCUAGACUCGCCAUUAUUUAUUUCAAGUUGUCCUCUCAAUCCUCAAUGAUGUUCUCAUACUUUUGUCAGGAUUCGUAGUUUUUCUUUAUUUCUAACUGUGUUCUCAACUUACCUACAAAUGCUCUAGUGUUAUUUUGAUUCACUAUGUUUUUUUUUACUUUAAGAUCUCAACUCGCUUUGUUACAUUUUCAAGGUGUCCUCUUUUUUCCCGUCAGAUACGGAUUUUGUACUUUUUACUAUCA